Molecule: messenger RNA, 3435 nt
Organism: Linepithema humile (Argentine ant)
Lineage: Eukaryota; Metazoa; Arthropoda; Insecta; Hymenoptera; Formicidae
Source: RefSeq, a predicted model, not a curated record
GCCGCCACUGCCGUCGUCGUCUCGUGCUCACUGGCAGCCGCUUUGGGCGCGAGAGGGCGCUGUGAUCGCAUGGCCGCCCUCAGUACUCGCGAGCCUCGCUCGGUGUGUGUUUCGUGUCGGCGUCGUCGUCGCCGUUACCGUCGUUCCUUGUCUCUCCGGCCGCUUGUUUUGCACAUCGUCGGCCGUCUGCGCGCGUACGCAAUUAAUUCCGUUCGCGAAUCCGUCCCAUCUGACACGACGGCCGUCCCGUCGCGCUCCUCCGCCGUUGGACAAUCACUCUCUUUCUCUCUCUUUCUCCCUCUCUCUCUCGCGUGAGCAGAAGGAAGAAGCAACAGCAGCAACGGUGGCGGCGUUAGUUGAGUUUGUGUCGCUCGCGCGGCGCGUAUCCGCGUGACAGUGUGCGUGACAGUGUGCAUCGCUCCCGUGUGUGUAAACUGACGUUGUCGUCGCCGUCGCCGUCGACGACGAGGAAGAUCCCUGGAAUCUCAUUCCCUCCGUCGCCAUCUCUCCGUCUCGCUCUCGGUUUCUAUUUCUUCGCGUGACUCUGUCCGACUCCGAUUCUCGCGCUCCGAUUCUCUGUCGCCCUCUCGCAUUACCCACGGCGUCGAAUAAAUUUACGUACGUUGUGCCCCCCGGAGUCGAAAUACUACGCGCCGCUCCCGUGUGUUUACGAUCGUUGCGUCCUCUCUAUCGCUGUCUCGCUCUCCUCUCACCUGCGCUCCUCACGGCCUAACGCGGACAGGUGUCCCGUGGAAGCAGCAGAGGAGAAGCCGACGCCUGCCUCUCUGUGAUAUAACAUCGGGCCGCUGGCUGCGCCUCGAUGAUCCUUCCCGAAUACUGCCGAGAAAACGAGCCCUCCACUGCCCGUCGUCGUUUGAGGACGUGCCUCUCCUCCAGUCAUCAACGUCGGCAGUCGCUCUCGCGGUUCUCCUCCGUGCGAGUAAUUUUCCAUAGUGUGUGCCAAUCGCGAGGAAUUCCGUUGUAAAUAGCCAGUGAUUCUCCGUGAAGCCGGUCUCGGCUCAGACGAUUUUUCGUACGUUCUGUAGACUCUAUCAAAGUGAUCAGUGCCAUAGUUACGAAUAAGAAUAACGAAGUUGCUCCAAGGAGAAAUCUCUGUCUGGAACGCGCAGGAUAAUCGAUUUAGCGUGCAACUGGUGCGAGUAAUUAAGCAGCCGAUAACAAGAGCGUCAUUUGUCCGAUGUAAUAACCGCACUCUUAAACGACGCUCGAGAAGACGCUGUACACAUUCUCAGCGCGAAUUUUACAAGUGGGAGGCUGGAACACAUCACCGGAAUAAGCGCGUCUCUUUGCCGCGCGCGCGACGAUCAGAUGCGCGCUCGCCCGGCCGAUCGAUAACUCUCGAUAAAGUUCGAGAGCGACGAGCGCGCUCGGGCCUUUUUGGGGAUCGACGCCGAGCACGUGGGAGCCGCGCCAAUCUUACCCUCAAGCCGUGGAGUCGCGAACGAGAAGUGUCGAACGACGACGCGAGCCACUGCCGCCGCCGACCCCUCGAGCAGGUGUACACCGGGAUGCUCGCCGCGUCGGCCACCCGGUAGCUCCGUUGCCGGCUCUCGUAGCGAUCCUCAGCCCGUGGCGUCGAAAGAGACGGGGUCGCUGCAAGGAUCAACACCGGGCCGCGUCGAGUGCAAUGUCCAUCCGCGUGAGCGGUGUCUAUUUGGUGCCCACCAGCCCGGGCUCCAACGAUAAUGGCGGUAACGACAAAGGCGGCAACUUGGCCGUGGAUGGCAAUCUACACCAUCAGCAGCAGCACCACCAUCAUCAUCACUCGACGACGAAGACGGUGACGAUCGUGACGGCGCCGCAGCGCAGUAAUAGUCUGGACUAUCUCAACUUCGAGGAGAAACGGCAGAUCAUCGCGUCGUCCUUGUCUCUGAGUGAUUUUUUGGCGCAUGGACCGGCAGCAGCUGCGGCCGCUGCCAAGGAAGUGGCGGCGAAUACGGUGAUAGCGAAAAAGCAAAAUGGUGCUGCUCUGCGGACAAAUAGUUUGGGUUCGGGUGCGAGAACACCGCCCUUGGAAAGAAAAAGCAAAUUUUCGGCCCUCGGUAGACUCUUCAAACCCUGGAAAUGGAAGCGGAAAAAGAAAUCGGAUAAAUUUGAAGCCGCUUCGUUAUCGCUGGAGAGAAAAAUCUCGGUACGUGCCAGCAGAGAUGAAUUGGUGCAGAAAGGGAUAUUGCUGCCCGUUAUACGGUCAACGUCGUUUCCGGAGAAUGAAACAAUGAGCGAGCCGGCGAUGGACGCGCAAAAACCGCCGACGCCGCAGCAAACGCCUCAGCAACAGCAGCAGCAACAGCCGCCGUUGCAGCAACAGCAACCAUCCGGUGGCACCGUGACUGGUGGCACCGGGGGUGGCGAAGGCAACCCCGCGAUAACACCCACGUCCGCCAGCAACGUGCAGCAAUCCCAGCAACUGGUACCUUCGGCCGCGCCGACCCCGACGACUGCCACCCCGCAUUCUACUGCAGGACCGCCCAGCAGCAAUCAACCGUCGCCCCAUCCCUCGCCCCUCUAUCCCGGCAUACCACAGCAGGCCGGCCAGCUCAACGGCAGCACGCAAGGUAUGUAUUUGCAACCAGUUAUGAGUGUUCUACAGUUAUUUUCAUCGUGGAUUUCAGAACAAAAUGUAUGUAAGAUUGCAUUAAUUAAUGUAUAACCACCGCUGGUGCGCAGUGCUUAGGAUGCGAACUAAAAUUGUAAGUACUUAUAAUCAAUUGCUGUGCAUCAAAAUUAUCUAAAAGUUCAAAAUUUGGAACAAAAUUUGAAGUUUGGAAUGAUGCUAUACUGUAAAAAGAUCAAUAAAUUCAUACAAAUAAAUUGAAUGAUGACACAAAUAACAUAAAAUGGCACAAAUAGCGAUAAAGAAAUAAAUGACGUGACAAAAUGCAUGAGUCAUCUAUAUUGCGUGUCUAUACAUAUUCUUUACGUGCGGAAUAUCUAAGUUAUCAUCUUAUUAUUAUAGUCCGAUCUUAUUGCAUAAUCAAUACUUUAAUCUUGUUGUAUAGCCUGCAUUUAUGUAAAAGUUCAACAGAUGAAAAUAACAAACCAUUGACAUUUUUUGUUGAUUAUUUGACAAUAUUACAUAUUAUAUUAAGAUACAAUUUAGAUAUAUAUUUUAUGUAUAUACAUUAUUUGCGUGUGGAUCUUUGACUCUAAAAUAAUUUCUGAAAUAGGAACGAUCAUAAAUAGGGUGUAUCGCGUAAACAUUGCGACAUUUAACUGAUCAAAGGUCUUGUUUAGAUGUUUAACCUUUCUUAAUAUCGCUCAGAUGAAUUUUUUAUAUUUAUAAAAAUUUCAAGUGACAUAUAAUCGUUUAUGUUAUAAUGCAACUAGGUGUUGUUGUUGACUGUUGUUGUUUUUAAUCUUAGCACGAAUUUUAUUUAUUAAAAAUUUUUUGUCUUAAACACAUUUUCAACAUAU